AUGUCCGAGUUCUGGUUGAUAUCAGCCCCCGGCGAUAAGGAGAAUCUCCAAGCCCUGGAGAGGAUGAAUACCGUGACAUCCAAGUCCAACCUGUCCUACAACACGAAAUUCGUUAUUCCUGACUUCAAGGUGGGGACCUUGGAUUCCCUCGUGGGUCUCUCUGACGAGCUGGGGAAACUGGACUCCUUUGCUGAAAGUCUCAUAAAGAGAAUGGCUCAGAGUGUGCUGGAAGUCCUGGAAGACUCAAAGGGAAAAGUCCAGGAGAAUCUCCUGGCCAAUGGAGGUCUGAAGGAAAAAAUGAAAUGCUUAAAGAUGGACCUCACAUCCUUUGUGACUCACUUCGAAUGGGACAUGGCCAAGUACCCCGUGAAGCAGCCACUGGCGGGUGUGGUGGACACUCUGGCAAAGCAACUGGCGCAGAUUGAGACUGACCUGAAGUCCCGCACGGCUGCCUACAGCACCCUCAAGGCCACCCUGGAGAACCUGGAGAAGAAAUCCAUGGGGAACCUAUUCACUCGGACUCUGAGCGACAUCGUGAGCAAGGAAGACUUCGUGUUGGAUUCUGAGUACCUCAUCACACUGCUGGUCAUCGUCCCCAAACCAAGCUACAUGCAAUGGCAGAAAACCUAUGAAUCCCUCUCGGACAUGGUGGUCCCUCGGUCGACCAAGCUGAUUGCCGAGGACGGUGAGGGCGGCCUCUUCACCGUGACUCUGUUUCGGAAAGUGAUUGAUGAUUUCAAAAUCAAAGCGAAAGAAAACAAGUUCACUGUGCGUGAGUUCUACUAUGAUGAGAACGAGAUCAAAAGGGAGAGGGACGAGAUGACCCGGCUGCUGUCUGAUAAGAAGCAACAGUAUCAAACUUCCUGUGUUGCUCUUAAAAAGGGAUCCUCUACCUUCCCGGACCACAAGGUUAAGGUAACCCCGCUAGGGAACCCCGAUAGGCCAGCUGCGGGGCACAGCGACAGAGAGAGUGAGGGCGAGGGCGAGGGCCCCCUGCUGCGCUGGCUCAAGGUGAACUUCAGUGAGGCCUUCAUUGCCUGGAUCCACAUCAAAGCCCUGCGAGUGUUCGUGGAGUCUGUGCUCAGGUACGGGCUGCCCGUGAACUUCCAGGCAGUCCUCCUGCAGCCUCACAAGAAGUCGGCCACCAAGCGCCUUCGGGAGGUCCUCAACUCUGUCUUCAGACACCUGGACCAAGUCGCUGCUGCCAGUCUCCUGGAUGCCUCUGUGGAGAUCCCUGGCCUGCAGCUCAGUAACCAGGACUACUUCCCUUACGUCUACUUCCACAUCGACCUCGGCCUCCUUGACUAG
Ochotona curzoniae (black-lipped pika) is the source of this 1308-nucleotide messenger RNA. RefSeq names its product ATPase H+ transporting V1 subunit C2 (gene ATP6V1C2). Gene Ontology annotation, molecular function: proton-transporting ATPase activity, rotational mechanism. Lineage: Eukaryota; Metazoa; Chordata; Mammalia; Lagomorpha; Ochotonidae. The coding region runs from base 1 to 1308 and encodes 435 amino acids. The record is from RefSeq and is a predicted model, not a curated record. The transcript has 14 exons. Gene Ontology annotation, biological process: proton transmembrane transport. Gene Ontology annotation, cellular component: vacuolar proton-transporting V-type ATPase, V1 domain; lysosomal membrane.